AUGUCAUUCCGUGAGAUUUCUUAUCACUUUUAUUGGUCUCGAAACAUUUCCCCGCUUUCUGAUGUAAGAAUUGGGCCGGAUUGAAGUCUGACGGUCCUUUUUCACUGUCAAGAAAGUAUAAAAUCUUUUCAAGUUCAUUGGAAAUGUGGUCUCGUUUCUCAGAAAAUUAAGAUUAAGAAAAUUAAAGCUCUGAAAAUUAAAAAUAACUUUUUUUGCGCUUCUCAUAUCUUCACAUAUCACCAAUCAUUCUUAUGAAAAAAUAACAGAGUACAUUUUUUUGUUUCAGUUCAAGAAAAAAAGUUUCAAUUUCUUUAUUCAUUUUUUUCUCGGUUUCACGUUUUUGACAAAAUUCGAGAAAUUGUUUUGGAGAACUUUGAAAAAAAAGAUGUUCCGUAAAUUUUAGACAGAAAAAAAAUUUUUUGUCUCUUCUCAGCGAUUCUUAAAAAUCGUACAAAACGAUCUUCUCAGGUUUCGCAUCAUGAUCCCUUUUCUCUCCUUCUCCCUAAUUCUUCUUUGAAAAACUAUCGACGCAGUCUAUUUUUAGCCGUUUUGCCCCUUGAGAGCGACCACGCCGCCAAUGAACUUUCCAAAAAACCUCACUCUCACCUGACGACCGCGUGGAUCUCAACAGAUAUUCGGUUUUCUUUUUUUUUCUAUCUGUUUGCGCUUCCUGUUCGCAAACCUAACCGUUUGGCUUGGCACGCGAGUUUAAACAAAGCCGUUUGUCUCGGAUCAAGUGAGGCCGUUUUUUUCGUCCCCUUGACUUGAAACAAUUGGCCAUUUUGCUCUCUUAUUUUUUUUCCUUUUUCUUGUCAGUUUGUUCGCUGAGAGACGAGGAAGAUAUCCGGUAACAUGACCUGAUUUUCCGAUUUUUGACUUUGCGCUCAUAAGUUUUUGAGUCAUUUCUGUCAAAAGUGACGGCUUGAGAGCAGAGUUCAAAGAAGUUCAAGUUUUUUUGUUGAAUUUUUUUUUUGCAGGAAAUAGAUUCGAGACGCUUUGUGUACUUUUGAUUGCAAUAAAAUGCUUCAAAAUGUUGAAUGGACUUGAAAAAAAAAAAGUUUUUUGUUCCUAAAACCAAAAGUCACCAACUUUCUUCACUUUUUUUUCAAACGAAUCAUGUCAUCCCAUUUUUAUCAGUAAUCUAUCAGAAUUUAACCAUCUGGUUUACACAAGUUUGUGACGAAUUUGAUAAGUUUUUCUCUCAUUUUUUUCACAUCUUCUGAUAUCACUUCACGUGAAAAGAAAAAGUCAUUUUUGCUCUCAUUGAUUUUGUUUCAAAGGUUCUCUCAUUAUUUGAUUAUACGUAACGUUUCUUUUUACGAAAUUCCCUUUGAUUUUUUCGAUAUAUUUUAAUGGUUUUUCUCGCGGUGUCUGGAGGCAGAAUGGCAGUUUUUUUGAACGCUUUGUUUUUUAGUUUGCAAAUCAAAGGUCAAAUAUCAAAAAGAGAGUUUGUUCAAUUAAAAUUUAAUUCAGAACAUUUCAUGAUCAGUCCCAUUCCAAAACAAUUACCUUAUUAGUUUAUAACUAAUGAGAACGAAGAUCGAGUCGCGUAAGGUUUAUCAGUUAUUAAUUUAAAUGUGCUCCAAAAAGGGAAAAAAGUUGAAAAGACACGGUAAUCGUAGAAAAUUACAGAGAAUUCAUUCAGAUCUUAAGAUACUCAGCUUUUUGAAAUUAAAUAUCUUGUAAGGUUCCAAUCAACUCCUACCGAAAACUUUAAUAUACUGCUAAUUUACUUCAGGUGGAAACCCCAGGAAAGGAAAUUUUGCCCAUUUUCUAUUGAUAUUCGAAAUGGGAUCGGAGAUUGGUUGAAUUUAUUUUUUUUCGGCUCAGCGUAAUUCAUCGUCUAUUGCGAAUGAUAAACUUCAUUUUACUUGGGGAGAACUUUAAGAAUAAUCUGAAAAAUUUUUUUCCGUAUAUAAAUCACCUAUUCCUAUCUUCUUUGAAACCGGACCAAUAAAUUAAGUUUGAAAUUUCCUGGAGUUUAAUUUAUAUUCUCAGUGAAAUCAAUUCAACUUUCUACAAACAAAACUUGAUAUCUAAUUGUAAUUGCGAAAAUUAUAAUGGCAGUUGUGAAAACUUUCCAGUUUCAGAAAACCCAUAGAUAGAAUCUCCUUCUUCUCUAAAGGGGAAUUCGUCAAAAACAGUUGCGCAAAAUGAAAAAAAAACGAAGGGGCGGAGCCGAGUGAUAGGCAAAAGUGGGAGGAGAGUUCCACGCGGCGGGGUCGAACCCAUGUCACAGAGGCGAGCGACGGCAGCGGCGGCGCCUUCCCAGCUCUCAUCACCAUUCUUCCUCAGUUAUCUUUCAGAGAGACACGUGGCCCUUGGAGCUCUUGCUUUUGUGCUCUGACGUCUCGGAACCACUUUCCAGUUCCUUUGCUUGUCUUUAAUGUUCGGUCUUUAUCUAUCAGCCGAUUUCGUUGCAAAAUAAUCCACCUUUGAUGAUCAUUCGACUACGCCGACAGUUUUUGGAAGUCUUAAUACAUUUUCACGAAGAAAACUCAUCCAAAAUUCCAGAAAUUUAAUACUAUAGCUUUAUGAACUGGAAUGCUGUUAUUAUUCAUUAUUUGAAAAUUUCUCCUUCUUUUUUUGAAAAAUAAUUUAAUGAGCUGUGUAGAAUUUUCCUUUUUUCCUUUACCAUUAUGAAAAUAUUCUCCCUCUCAGUGAAUUUCCCUUUUUGUUUUCAUGAACCUCACUAUCGUUUUAUUCGUAUCAUCACCUGAAGUUACAAAUAGAACCUGACCUUUUUUUCAGAAAACACAAAAUGCCAGCUCUCCUCUCGUCCAUGGCCUCCAGAGCCGCCUUCGUCACCCCAAGAUUCCUCGCAACGGUGGCUCCGACCGAACCGAAAUCGAAGCCUGCUCAAGACCCCAUGAAGUCGUUCUACGUGAGUUUUAUUUGAAAUUGUCAGAAAAGUUACAAUAAAAGGGUAUAACCAAAUUUUCUUAGCUGUUAUCUUGACUGGUUUCCUGGAAAACAGAAACAUACGAUUUGGGCUGCAGGGCACUAUCACGCCAUAACUGAAAAUCGUAAGAAAAAAAUGCCCAACUUUUAGAGUGCAGAUGAAAAAUUUUUGAAUGGAAAGAGUCAUCUUUGAAAAACAUGAAUGUGAUCAUCAAGAGCCUUUUUCUUCAAUUUAGUACAAUCUGAAAUAUUUUCAGCGCAAAGACCUGAAGAUCCAAAAGGCCACAAAGGAACAGAUGCACACCAAGCCUGAUCACGUGAGAUUGAAUCUCCCUAAUUUGCAAAAAAUAUCUGAGGAAUUUCCAGUUGCAAGUCGAAAAGGUCAAAUUCGGUCACACAUACGCGGAUCACAUGAUGACCUGUGAUUGGGACGAAACCAACGGCUGGGCUGCGCCUAAGAUCGAACCUAUCACCGACCUAAAGAUCCAUCCGGGAGCUAAGGUAAUUUUGAAAAAGAGGCUGAAAAAUAACCGUAAACAAUUUUGUAUGAUUUCCGCUUCAAUGAUCCAAUUUUUUCGAUGUCGUUUUAACUAAGCUAACGCUUAAAAUUCAUAUUCAAAUGUUAUUUGAAUGACCUGACAGGAUUUGCUUCAAAAACGACAACCUGACGGACUAUCAGUUAAAGAUGAAGUCUCUAUUAAAUCACCCAAAAAAAACUAGUUUUAAUUCACAUCAAAGGGCAUUCCUGUCAAAUACAAAGCAGAGUUUUAGAAGUCUUUUGACCGGAUAUCAAAUUUGAUGGUUUGAACUCGGCCACUUGUUACACUGAGCACAUGUUCUGCAGCUCAUGAGCGAGCUGAGAAAGAACAUUACGUCAGCAAAAAUAUCUUAAAAACUUGGCCUUUAAUCUCAAACAUCGACCGAUCGACAGCGAACACGUGAUCUUUUUCAAGCGUUCUCAGGGCUCAGAAAUUGUUUCGGAAGACUGAUCUUUGGAAAAUACAUUGAGAGAAAAAAAAGUUCCAAACAUGAAUCAGUUAAACGUGGAAAAUAAUGUAAAUUUCAAGAAAAGUCAUUCUGGUCGGACUUUUCAGAUACUUCAUUCAGCGUGUGGAUUUGAAAUCUGAAAAAGAAUCAGAAUUUUUUUCAAAAAAAUUUCUUGGUUUUUUUGAAGGAAUGUUAAGCUUCCAGCAAAUUAAAAUGUCCAAAAAGCUUGCCUAGGUGUUUAAAGGAGCAUAGGCAAAGUUUACAAAAGUCUCGUCAUGAAAUUGAUUUUAAAGCCAUGUUUUUUUUGAGUUUUUGAAAAAAUUCCGUCCACCAACUGACUUCCAACAAAACCACGACAUCACUUAAAUAAAAACGUUUUUAUUUCAAAAAUUCUGUUGAAUUUUUUUCUUUAAAAAUUCUACUUUUUGACUUUUUCGAAUUUUCUCGACUUUGAGAAACAGUAAUUUACUGAAGGGUAUCAAAGCUAUAAAUAAUUAUUAACAUCUUAAUUUUCAGGUCCUUCACUACGCCUCGGAACUUUUCGAAGGAAUGAAGGCCUACCGUGGUCUCGACAACAAAAUCCGUCUUUUCCGUCCCGAAAUGAACAUGGCGCGUAUGCGCAGAACCGCCGCCCGAGCUGCUCUUCCUGUAAGUUUUUUCCUUGAAUUAUCAUGUUUGUCUUUUUCCAACCUUACCGUAGCCAGCAAAUCACUUUAAAGGCUGGCUAUUUCAAGAUUGAAAAGAGAGAUACGGCGGUUGGCGAAACUAAUUAGGUCGCGGGCUUCUUGGCUUCAAGUACCCACGGGGUAAUUCUUUCACUUGGACUAAUGGGAUUGUGGCACGUGAACGCGAAGAAGCUUCCACUGUUUUUCUCGCUUGAAAAGAAAAAAUAGCUUCUCGAGUUAAUUGUUUUGAAGGUUGUUUGGAAAGGUUGAGGGCAAGGUACAGUAAACUUUGGAAAACAUAGUUUCUGAUGCUUUCCUAGAAGAGGGAAAAGCUAGCUUUCUGAGCAGCCUGUUGAUUUUAUAUGAUUCUAGAGAAAAUAAAGCAAUCAGGAAAGUUUCUGGUUAAAUUUAUAAGAAAAAACUCUUUUCGAACUGAGUAGCAUUAAGCAUUUCGCGAAAAAAUCUGAUUUUUAAACACUGAAGUUUUCUUGAUGAAAUUUUUCGAGCGAAAAAAAGAAUGUUCCAGGCGUUUAUGCAAUUUUUAGGCUCAAGAAAUCGUUCAAAAAGAAAGAAAUUCUCUAAUCAAGUCUCAGGAUUCAAAUUUUUCUUGAGCUUCAGAGAGCAUUGAUAUUUUUUCAGGACUUUGACGCCGAAGAAGCGGUCCAGAUUCUCAUCGAAAUGCUGAAAAUCGACCAGGAAUGGGUACCGUACUCCAAUGUGUGCUCUCUCUACAUUCGUCCGACCUUGAUCGGAACUGACGUAAUUACUGUCAUAACCUCACAAAAAAAACCGUGCAAAUUUUAGCCAACUCUCGGGGUUGCCUUCUCCAAAAACGCCAAGUUUUUCGUAAUCACUGGUCCUGCUGGACAGUAUUACGCCACUGGAUUCCAGCCGGUAAAUCAUUCUAUUUAAGAGGGUUGAUCUAAUGGUGAUUUCCUGUUUCAGGUAAAACUUCUCGCCGACUCUCGUCACAUUCGCGCUUUCCCCGGCGGCGUUGGAGCUUACAAAAUGGGUUGCAACUACGCUCCGACCAUCUGGGUUGGAAAGGAAGCCGAGAAGAAGAACUGCCAACAGGUUUUUCAUACUUACACUGGACGAUUCCAUGAAAAAAUGCUUCAAGGUUCUCUGGUUGAACGGCGAAGACGAAGAGAUCACUGAAGUCGGAACCAUGAACAUCUUCGUUCUCUGGAAGAACGAACAAGGAGGUUGGUUUCUACAAAACUUUCUGCAGAAUUUAUGACCAAAAAGCCAGUUUCAUUUCCGUUAUGAAUGACAGCGGCUGUCUGGAACUGUUGUUUGCGACACCAUAUUUCUGUAUUUUUAUGUCUUUUUUUUUUUUCUUUGAUAAGAAGGAAAUGUCUGCGCGGGCUGAAGAAGGACACAUGUCAAUGAGAAGUUCAUUCGACGGUCAUAAAAAACGGCUGUUUGUCUGGACAAAUAUAUUUUUCGAAUGAUAAGAGAAACUCAAAAACAGAGAAAGGGGAAAAGAACGUAAACUGAAAAAGUCUAAGGGACAAGGUUUUACUGUAAAAGAAAUCUUUUUAGAACUUGAGUUGGUCACUCCUCCACUUCACAAGGGCUUGAUCCUGCCUGGAGUCACUCGCGACUCUCUUCUCGAACUGGCUCGUGAAAUGAACGAAUUCAAGGUCUCCGAGCGCAUUUUCUACAUGGAAGACGUCAAGAAGGCUCUUGCCGAGAACCGAGUAAGUUUUUUUUAAAGGCAUCAGGGAUAACCGGAAAAGUAUACAUUCCGAGAAAACGGUAGGAAAAGUCGCGGUGAUACUUUCAACAUUUUUCGAGAAUGCCUCUGCACACAAAGUUUGCUUUCAGCCAAGAUUUUCAAACAGUUUGUGAGUUUUGACAAAAAGUUUGAUUUCAAGAACCGUGUUGACAAAAAAAAUGAUGUCCUGUAGAAUAAGUGAUAUUUUAUUUUUUAUUCAGUCUGAUUUCAAGAAUAGAAGCAUUUUUCAAUUAUCAACUGAAACGUGAAAAAAACGAAAACCAAUUUCAGCUCUUCGAAAUGUUCGGCUGCGGAACCGCCUGCGUCGUCAACCCCGUGGGAAGCAUCCACUACCACAACAAGGAGGUUUUCUAAUCGAAAACUUCAAAAUCAACUUUUUAUUGCUUUUCCAGAAGAACGAAUACGAAGAUUGGAACAUCCCCACCAUGAAGAGCAAGUACAACGUCAUGCAGCGCUUCUACGACACGAUUGUCGAUAUUCAGGUUUCCUGCUUCACUAUUCAUUCAAAUCAUCUAACUUUUCACUUUUCCAGUACGGACGACUCGAACGACCCGGAUGGACGCGCGAAAUUUAA
Caenorhabditis auriculariae is the source of this 6868-nucleotide messenger RNA. The record is from the annotation of a GenBank genome assembly. NCBI's taxonomy places the organism in Eukaryota, Metazoa, Nematoda, Chromadorea, Rhabditida, Rhabditidae.